CACUGCAGCGUCUGUUUGUGAGAGCGCUUGCGCGAGCUUUAUGUAACGCGGGCUGAUCUGAAGCGAUCCGUGGACUAGCGACCGCUAGGAAACUUUGCUCAUUCAUCUUUUCCCUAAAGACGGGGCGAGGGGUCCGGGCCGCGCUGCGCUACUCCGCGCGUGUUACGUAACUGUGGCAGAGGGCCGGAGGGCGCCGCUACUUCUACUCCAGCCUUACCCGCGAGCGGUCCCGUGGACGCGAGCCGCACGUAUUCGCGCCCUCGCCGACAGUUGGCGCGCCGCGACCCCGGUUCGACAUCAGCCACGCUUCGCGCCUAACGCACUGCGUUCUCUCUUUGUUCUAACUUACCGCGAUACCGCUCUUAUCUUGAAUACCCUACUUUUACUACACUUCACGACUGAACCGAUAACGAACUCAAUCAUUGAGGGAAUAGAGUUAGUGGUUCCGGAAAUUUUUGUAAUGGAGUGUGUGUGUGCUCGGUGCUACCGGAAGAUAAAUACAAAACGCUAAAAGGUAGUCCGUCGUGCGCGGACAAGAGUAAUAUGUAAAACGUCACUUCGAGUGUCGACCAAGUGACUUGGUACCGCAGUCCGCCGUCAGGUAGCCGCCGCCAUGGGCAAGAAGAACUCGAAACUCAAACAAGACACAAUCGAUCGGCUGACCACCGCCACUUACUUUACGGAGAAGGAAAUUCGUCUUUGGCACAAAGGUUUCCUGAAAGAUUGUCCGAACGGAUUGCUCACCGAACAGGGUUUCAUUAAGAUCUAUAAGCAGUUCUUCCCUCAAGGUGACCCGAGCAAAUUUGCCUCGCUGGUAUUCCGAGUGUUCGACGAAAACAAUGACGGAUCAAUCGAGUUUGAGGAAUUUAUAAGAGCGUUAUCAGUCACGUCACGUGGAAAUCUAGAUGAAAAAUUACAUUGGGCCUUCCGUCUGUACGACGUCGACAACGACGGAUACAUUACGCGAGACGAAAUGUACAAUAUAGUCGACGCGAUCUAUCAGAUGGUGGGACAGACGCCUCAACCGGAGGACGAGAACACGCCACAAAAACGCGUGGACAAGAUCUUCGACCAGAUGGACAAGAACCACGACGACCGGCUGACGCUCGAGGAGUUCCGGGAGGGCAGCAAGGCCGACCCGCGCAUCGUGCAGGCGCUGUCGCUGGGGGGCGAUUAAUCCACGGUCAUCCUCUCGCCGGACUUCACAUUUACUUAGAGCUACCGACGCGACACCGCACCGCCGUGUCGUGGGGUACCUACCUUCGCCUUUCCCAUAUCCCGGUAGCACCGAGCAAAGCACAUCCACCGUACAUCAUUUAUUCACUUAUUCAUAUUAUACUUGACCGACUACAAAUGUCCUAAAUUUUACCCAUAACAUACGGCGGAUGUUCACUAGAAAUAGUAUUUGCCAAUAUGAACAACGGGCAAAGAGCGAGGCGUUAAUUUGAAUUUACUUUCAGUUUGACGUGUGAUAUAUUAUCGAUAAUUAUUAACAUACCUACUUAUUACUUAAAUUGUAUUCUGCUCAACAUUAGGUAUAUAAAAAUCUAAAACAAGUGUAUUGGACACUUAGCAGAAUAAUAACAACAUUGUAAUGUAUUAAAAAUGAUAAUCUGUGAGAAUAAUAUUUUGAUAUGAUUUACUACCGUAAAGGGUUUGUAGUUUGAUGUUAGGGCCACCGUGUCGUGUGCAAGCGGUCGCAGCUUGCGUCGCCUGCAACUAUCCAUUUUCUAUAU
Cydia amplana is the source of this 1736-nucleotide messenger RNA. Its product is annotated as frequenin-2. NCBI's taxonomy places the organism in Eukaryota, Metazoa, Arthropoda, Insecta, Lepidoptera, Tortricidae. Gene Ontology annotation, molecular function: calcium ion binding; calcium sensitive guanylate cyclase activator activity. The coding region runs from base 614 to 1177 and encodes 187 amino acids. The record is from RefSeq and is a predicted model, not a curated record. The transcript is spliced from 9 exons.